GCUAAAGAGGUCUCCCAGCUGCAGAGCGAGACGAAAUACAAAGAAGACGGAAGAAGGAAUCUUUCUAGAAGCCUCUUCUCUUUGCUGCCAGAGACAGCAGAAACACAGUUUGCGAAAGAGCUUUCAGACAUAAAAAGUGAGAUAAAGUACAAAGAAGAAGGCAAGAAGGAGAUGUCUGCAAGCCUGUAUUCCCUGCUUCCAGAGACGACGGAAACUCAGUUUGCUAAACACCUGAUAGAAAUCCAGAGUGAGAACAGAUACAGGGAGGCUGGAAGAAAGGAGGUGAGCAGCUCUUUGUACUCACAGCUACCGGAGACCAAGGAGACCCAACAUGCUAAGGAGGCCCGUCAGCUACAGAGUGAGGUGAAGUACAGAGAAGGUGUCAAAAAUACCUUGUCCAGCUCUCUCUACUCUCAGCUUCCGAAGACACCGGAGAUCCAGUUUGUAAGAGAGAUGUCGGAGCUGCAGAGUGAGAACAAGUACAAAGAGCCGGGGAAAAAAGUCACGUGCAGCAGUAUUUAUUCUCAACUGCCUGAGACCUCAGAGAUCCAGUUUGCUAAAGCGCUGUCAGACGUCCAGAGUGAGAUCAAGUACAAGGAAGCGGGAAAGAAGCAGGUGUCAAAAUCUUUGUACUCCCAGCUACCAGCGACUAAGGAGAUGGAGCAUGCCAAGGAGGUCUCCCAGCUACACAGUGAGAUAAAAUACAGAAGUGGGAAAAGUCAGACCUGUAAUACUCUUUACUCUCAACUACCAGAGACAAUAGAAACUCAGUUCGCCAAGCGGCUCUCAGACAUCCAGAGCGAGACCAAAUACAAAGAGGAUGGAAAAAAGGACAUUUCUACAAGCCUCUAUUCUUUGCUUCCGGAGACGAAUGAAACUCUGUUUGCCAAACAGAUGUCGGAAAUACGGAGCACGCAAAAGUACAAAGGAGACACCCAGAAGGAGCUGUCACAGUGCUUGUACGCGCAGAUGGAGCACACCAACGAGACCCAGUUCGCUAAAGAGCUCUCCCAGUGUCUGAGCGAGACCAAGUACAAGGAGGCUGGGAAGAAGCGGGCUUCCACCUCCCUGUAUUCGCAGCUACCAGAGACAAAGGAGACCCAGCAUGCCAAGGAGGUCUCUCAGCUGCAGAGCGAGAUCAAAUAUAAAGCGGACGGAAAGAAGACCGUUUCGAAUUGCCAUUACUCUCAGCUUCCUGACACAGCGGAGACACAGCUGGCCAGAGAGCUCACAGAAAUACAGAGUGAGAACAAAUACAAAGAAAAGGGGAAGAAGAGUAUUUCUGUGAGUAUUUAUUCUCAGCUUCCGGAAACCACAGAGCUGCAGUUUGCAAAAGCGGUAUCGGAACUCCAGAGUGAGAUUAAGUACAAGGAAGCGGGGAAAAAAGACGUUUCCAGUUCUCUAUAUUCUCAGCUUCAAGAGACCAAGGAAAUACGACACGCAAAAGAAAUCUCUCAGUUACAGAGUGAGGUAAAAUACAAAGAAAGCAGUAAAAAGGAAAAUUCCAGACCGCUGUACUCUCAGCUUCCAGAGACGGCUGAGAUUCAGUUUUCCAAAGAGAUCUCCAACAUCCAGAGUGAGGUUAAAUACAAGGAGGGUGGGAAGAAAGACACUGCUGCAUGCCUUUAUUCCCUGCUUCCAGAGACCCAAGAGACUCAGUUUACUAAACAGAUGUCAGAAAUACAGAGUGAGCUUAAGUACAAAGGAGACACCCAGAAGGAGCUGUCACAGUGCUUGUAUGCGCAGAUGGAGCACACCAACGAGACCCAGUUCGCUAAAGAACUCUCCCAGUGUCUGAGCGAGACUAAGUACAAGGAGGAUGGGAAGAAGCAGACUUCAACAUCCCUGUACUCCCAGCUGGCAGAGACGAAGGAGACCGAGCACUCCAAGGAGGUCUCCCAGCUGCAGAGUGACAAAAAGUACAAGGAGGGUGGGAAGAGGAUGCUUGCCAGUAGCCUGUACUCUCAGCUCCCGCAGACGGCAGAGAUCCAGUUUGCUCUCAAGCUUUCAGACAUUCAGAGUGAGAACAAGUACAAAAUGCUUGGAAAGCAGCACAUGUGCUCAAGCAUCUAUUCUCAGCUUCCCGAGACGACCGAGAUCCAGUUUGCCAGAGCAACAUCAGAACUGCAGAGCCAGAUUAAGUACAAGGAAGCAGGGAAGAAGGAGGUGUCCACCCCUCUGUAUUCCCUGCUGUCUGAGACCAUGGAGACCCAACAUGCCAAGGAGGUCUCACAGUUACAGAGUGAGAAAAAGUACAAAGAGAACAGGAAAAAAGAGACCUCUGUGUGCCUGUAUUCCCAGCUGCCCGACACAGCUGAGAUUCAGUUUGCAAAGGCAGUGUCUGAGCUACAGAGUGAGAAUAAGUACAAGCAGAAAGGGAAAGAGGACAUGUCCAGCAGCACAUUCUCUCAGCUCGCCCAGACGGCAGAAAUAGAGUUUGCUAAGCAAAUCUCUGAAAUGCUGAGUGAGCAAAAGUACAAAGGAGACACCCGGAAGGAGAUGUCACGGUGCUUGUAUGCACAGAUGGAGCACACCAACGAGGCCCAGUUCGCUAAAGAGCUCUCCCAGUGUCUGAGCGAGAGUAAAUACAAACAAGCUGGGAAGAAAGUGUUUGCCAGCAGUCUGUACGCCCAGAUGCCGCAGACCAGAGAAACCCUACAUGCUAGGGAGCUUUCGAGGCUCUUCAGUGAGAGGAGUUAUAAAGAGGGGAGUAAGAAGGAUACUACCUGCCUUUACACCCAAAUGCCCCAGACCAUUGAAACUGUUUUUGCCAAACAGUUGUCAAAGCAACAGAGUGAUAAACUGUACAAGGAAAAGUACAAUGCCGAAAAGGGAAAAUCGAGCUACACGUCAAUGAAGACCCUGCCGGAGGUCGCCCACGCUUUGGAGGUCAACAAGCAUCAGAGUGAUCUUUCAUACAGGAAAGGGAAGCAGGAGCUCCACAAGUUCACAGAAGUACUGGAUCGACUGGACAUCCUUGGUGCCACGCAGGCCACCAAACUCGUCAGCAAUAUCGCCUAUAAGAGUAAAAUCAGAAUGGACAUGUACAAUGAGCAGUCGCUGCUUGGGAGACCAGACAUCCAGUGUGCAAGAGAAGCCGCCGCACUUGCUAGCCAGGUUAAAUACAAGGAGAAGUUUGAGCGGGACCGAAAAGGACAAAAACCACAGUACAACCCAGGUGACUGUUUGUCCUUCAAACACAGCCGAAGCGCUGCCGCUCUGGCCAGUCAGGUGAAAUAUAAGCGUGACCUCCAGCAGAUCCAUGAACCCUUUUCAGACCUGCCCAACCUUCUACAGCUGGAGCAUGUUUUGCAUGCAAGCAAGUUACAGAGCAAUGUGAAAUACAAAGAGCAGUAUGAGAAGUCAAAAGGAAGGUCACACAUGGAAUUUUUGGACACUGAAUCUUACAGAAUUUGCAAGGAGGCUCAGAAAAUCCAAAGUGAGAAGGAGUACAGGAAAGAGUAUGAUGACAACAUGCGGGGCAAGGCGCUGGUCGAAGUGGAAAUGACGCCUUGGUACCUGCAUGCGCGGUACGCUGGCAGCCUUGCGAGUGAGCGGGAGUACCGGAAAGACCUGGAGACCGAGGUGAAAGGGAAAGGACUGUCAGGCCUUGGUCUGGAGGAGACACCAGACUUGCUCCGGGUCAAGAAUGCUGGUCAGAUCCUUAGUGAGAAGGAAUACAGGAAAGAUCUGGAGUUGGAGGUGAAAGGAAAGGGACUCUCAGGAUUAGGACUUGAGGAGACACCAGAUCUACUUCGGGUGAAAAAUGCUAACCAGAUCCUCAGUGAGAAGGAGUACAGGAAGGACCUGGAAACGGAGAUCCGAGGGAAAGGCAUGGAGAUUAGCGCUGAGCUGCCAGAGAUCCAGAGGGCCAAGAAAGCCUGCCAGAUUGCAAGCCAGACUACCUACAAGCAGUCAUCCAGUCUGAGGGAAAGCUCCUAUGGAACAGUGACAGAUACACCUGAACUGCUGCAUGCUGCCUACCUAAAGGACAUGUACAGCCAGAAGAAGUAUAAAGAUGAGGCGGAGAAGCUAAAGGGCACGUAUGCAGUGGUGCCAGACACUCCUGAGAUGGAGAGGGUGAAGACCAACCAAAGGAACAUUAGUUCGUUGCGCUACACGUGGGACUCCAAACUACUGCGCAAUCUCAUGUCUUCGGUCACGGAGACACCAGAAAUAGUACUUGCCAGAGAAAACGCCAAGAAAAUCAGCAACAUCCAGUACAAGGAGGAGUUGGGCAAAGGGACUGCCGUGAAGGACACUCCUGAGAUGGAGCGGGUCCGGAAGAACCAAGAGAACAUCAGCACGGUACAGUACAGGAAGGAGGUGGGCAAGGGGACUGCUGUGAGGGACACCCCUGAGAUUGAAAGGGUCCGGAAGAACCAGGAGAACAUCAGCAUAGUACAGUACAGGAAGGAGAUGGGCAAGGGGACUGCUGUAAGGGACACCCCUGAGAUUGAAAGGGUCCGGAAGAACCAGGAGAACAUCAGCACCGUCAAGUACAAAGAGCAGGUUGGCCAACCUACAGCGGUUGGUGUGACCCCUGAGAUGGAGAGAGUCCGGCGGAACCAGGAGAACAUCAGCACGGUGAAGUACCAGCAGGGGCUGCACACCAUGAAGGGACGAGGCUGCUCUGCCGUGGACACACUUGAGCUGCGACGCGUCAGGGAGUCCCAAAGCGCAGUGUCUAUGGCAAAGUAUCAUGAGGACUUUGAGAGGGCAAAGAGGCGAGGACUUGUGCCAGUGGCGAGUGAUCCCAACCUGGAGCAUGUGCCACACAAUAACCAGGUGAUGGUCGACACGGCGUACAAGGGCGUGCACCCACAUGUGGUGGAAAUGGAUCGGGGACCUGGUGCCAUCAUAGACCUCAAAGUGUGGCGCACUGACCCCGGCUCCAUCUUUGACUUUGACCCUGUCGAGGAUAACAUUCAGUCCAGAAGUCUGCGCAAACUCUCUGACCGUGCAAGCCGCUACAGCUGCCAGCAAUCCCAGCAGUCCCUGCACUCUCAGUGCCAGCAGUCAGUGAGCUCACUGGGCUCGGAGCUCUGGGAAAAGAGCCUGUCAGAGUGCAGCAGCAGUUUCACCCUAUACUCCCAGGACAGAGCCGCUGUGCUUCCUGGGGAGUGCCAUGAAAGUGGACUCCAACAGAGCCACAGCUACCUGCACCAGUCCAGUACGUACUCUGAGAGGUCCAUCCAGUCGCCUCUGCACUCCAGCACAAUGAGAGCGUACAGAGCUAUGUAUGACUACAUGGCCCAGGACAAUGACGAAGUGUCGUUCCGGGACGGCGACAUGAUCAUCAAUGCCCAGUCCAUCGAUGAGGGCUGGAUGUACGGCACAGUGCAGCGAACAGGAAAGUCUGGGAUGUUCCCUGCCAACUACAUGGAGUGUUUCAACUAGAGCGUAUGGUCUGUGUCUGGUCCCAUGGAGGCCCACACCACUGGUCCAAGAAGCUACACAGUGGGGCUUCAGAAAAUUAGCAAAUUUCUUUACUGAGGAGAUUUAUUUGAUAAGUAGAAAAUGUGGUUUAUAGGUAGCCAAGCUUGUUCUAGGAAACAGCCUAUAUGGAUCAUGAAAUAUAAUCAUUAUACUUAGGAGAACAUUGCAAUUGAAAAUAUUUAUAAACUAAAUGUUAAGGUUUCUUUCACUUGAAGACAUUUGAAUCUCUUCAGUGUCGAGUUUAGUUCACCUGAUCAGAUACCCAAGGGGAAUGAAAAUGCACAGAAACAGCAAGACAUUGAUAAGGGAAAUUUGCCUGUUUCACUUUUGUUAUCUUUUCAUUAGGC
This is a messenger RNA of Scleropages formosus (Asian bonytongue), 5786 nucleotides long. RefSeq names its product nebulette. Gene Ontology annotation, cellular component: Z disc. Gene Ontology annotation, molecular function: actin filament binding. The coding region runs from base 172 to 5400 and encodes 1742 amino acids. The transcript has 49 exons. The record is from RefSeq and is a predicted model, not a curated record. Gene Ontology annotation, biological process: cardiac muscle thin filament assembly. NCBI's taxonomy places the organism in Eukaryota, Metazoa, Chordata, Actinopteri, Osteoglossiformes, Osteoglossidae.